UCAAAUCAAGUCAAGACGACGCUCCGAAUUUGCGACAAACAACAAAAACUUUGCGAAAUAUCAAAAGUGAGGGAAGCGAUUUGGAGGAGAUUAGGGAUAAUAAUGAGAUAAAUAGCAGAUCCGGUUCGCAUAAACAACAACAGCAGCAAAAAAACUCGAGUAGUUCCGAAACGAAGAUGACAACUGGCGCAUUAUCGACGACACCGAAUUUCAUCCGACCCAUUGAAGUGAACUCGCUUAAUUCGGAGAACCAGGAAAACGUCUCGUCGAACAUCACGACGCCCGUCAGCAGCGAAAACGGCUUUAAUCGCUUGAACGACAUCCGAUUUACGACUUUGGGCGACGAUCAUAUUGUCAAUCGCAACGGCUUGCAGUACGCCAACGACAUCCAUCGCAAUGAAUAUGAGACGGGAAGUCAUCGAAAUUACGAGCCGGUAGCUACUUCGACCGCUUUCGAACGUUACGACCCCAAUUACACGCUGAAUCGCACGUCACUUUAUCCGUACAAUCAACCGACGCUAACUGACGACGCGUUACAAAAAUUCAACUUGGAAUCGCAGCAGCAGCAACAAUCGCAGCAACAACCGCAACAACUCAAGACAGAAAACGAAGAAAAUUCCGGACCUUUGUAUCCGCGUCCUUUGUACCAUUUUGAUCCCGCAAACCCGGCAAAUCCGACAAACGGGUUCUCCGCGAUUAAUUUAUCCGUUAAAAUUGCAUCGGCACAGGCGCCAUAUCGUAGCCCGUCGUCGCCAUCGCCCUCAGUUCCCGUUAUUGACCUUUCCACAAGCAAUAUUACGUCGUCAACAUCCUUUCAUCGGUCGAGCAGAAGUCCUGUAUCAAGUACACAAAGUGCCCAAGUUCCCAGCUCGACGGCGCAGACCCUCGAUUUGAGUCUCAGUCGCAUUUCACAUCGUUCAUCCCAAUCAGAGCCCGUUGACUUUAGCGGUCAAACACGUGGUUUGGGUUACAGCUUAAUUGGCUCAAAUAUCGCUUCGACGCCCUACAGCAGAGAAUCCACGCCAGAUAGCGGCGGUUCACACUACAUGGACAACUACCGAGAUCCAAACAGCUACAGUCCCCAUCCCGGUUACGGCAUGAUUGUGCAAUCAGAAUAUACAAAUGGAUAUGCCACAUAUGGUCCGACACCUUAUCAAUGCGGAACACCCUAUCACAACUCAAUUGGACCAUCAGCAUAUCCAUCAUCCGUUUCGAGUCCAUAUUCAACAAGUUCAUCAUGCUAUGCCAUGCCGCCGCCGCAUCAUUUUUCACAGGCGGACAAGUUGUUAUCAAAGGACGUAUUAUCGGGAUGUAUUCGCGGUGAUAGGCCUCCGAUGAAUUCGCAUUCGCAAGAGUUGAAAUGCCCGACGCCGGGUUGUGAUGGCUCGGGACACGUUACAGGGAAUUAUUCGUCACAUCGCAGCUUGUCGGGAUGCCCGCGUGCUAACAAGCCCAAGACUAAGCCGCGCGAUGGGCAGGAUUCGGAACCUUUGAGAUGCCCAAUUCCCGGAUGUGAUGGCUCAGGUCAUUCAACAGGGAAGUUUUUAUCGCAUCGCAGUGCAUCCGGUUGCCCAAUAGCGAAUCGCAAUAAAAUGCGAGCCUUAGAGAAUGGAGGCACACUCGAACAACAGCAGCAGCAGCAACAACACAAAACUCCCGUAUCCGCAGCGUCGACGAUAAAAUUUGACGGUAUCAAUUGCCCAACGCCCGGAUGCGAUGGAACGGGACACAUCAAUGGCACCUUUCUGACGCAUCGCUCAUUAAGCGGGUGUCCAAUGGCAACGCAAGGUAUGGAAAUCAUGGUAUCGAAUACAAACUCCGGGAAUGGUGAUGAAUUAAUGUCACUUGAAGCGGAAAUUACCGAGCUUCAACGUGAAAACGCCCGUGUAGAGUCACAAAUGUUACGCCUGAAAUCUGAUAUAAACGCAAUGGAAUCGCACUUAAAUCAGGGUGAAAGGGAAACACCAAUAGCUGCAAGGAAUAACAACCCGAAUAAUCAUUACUAUGAGAAUUUAAGAAACAAUGUGAUAACUCUCCUUGAACACGUGCGAAUCCCAAACGAGAAUAAUCAAAAGUCCAGUUCGGAGCCGUUUGACAGCUACAUCUCGAAAUUGCAGUCAUUUUGCACCACAGACACAUAUCGACCCGAGGAAAUUCGACCUAUUUACGAAACGAUGCGUGCUUCGCUGUCAGAAGUCACGGUCCUUCCCACUCCCAUCUAAGACGACAUGCCGCUGUAAAUA
Culicoides brevitarsis is the source of this 2243-nucleotide messenger RNA. Its product is annotated as zinc finger protein ztf-11. Gene Ontology annotation, molecular function: zinc ion binding; DNA-binding transcription factor activity, RNA polymerase II-specific; RNA polymerase II cis-regulatory region sequence-specific DNA binding. NCBI's taxonomy places the organism in Eukaryota, Metazoa, Arthropoda, Insecta, Diptera, Ceratopogonidae. The record is from RefSeq and is a predicted model, not a curated record. Gene Ontology annotation, biological process: regulation of transcription by RNA polymerase II. Bases 177 to 2222 code for a protein of 681 amino acids. Gene Ontology annotation, cellular component: nucleus. The transcript is spliced from 8 exons.